AUGGGCGGUUGGAACGUUAUAAUGAUAGGAUUUGGUGCUGCAAUUUUCAUCGCACUUUCUUAUAUUUUGGUUCCAAAAGGACCAAAUCAGACGUGGGCAAUUACCUAUUUAGCUCAACUUCAUCCUUUAAUAACCCCUAAAUCAACUGGAGGAAUUCAUGAAGGACUUAAGUUUGAUACGCUUUAG
Molecule: messenger RNA, 186 nt
Organism: Racocetra persica
Lineage: Eukaryota; Fungi; Glomeromycota; Glomeromycetes; Diversisporales; Gigasporaceae
Source: the annotation of a GenBank genome assembly